Myzus persicae (green peach aphid) is the source of this 647-nucleotide messenger RNA. Its product is annotated as esterase FE4-like. Lineage: Eukaryota; Metazoa; Arthropoda; Insecta; Hemiptera; Aphididae. The transcript has 2 exons. Bases 288 to 575 code for a protein of 95 amino acids. The record is from RefSeq and is a predicted model, not a curated record.
AAGGAAAACAUUCUUGGUGUAUCUGUAUAAUUGUAACUGUACACUGUAUAACUGAUGUCUUAUUCAAACACAGACUAAACAUAAACAAAAACUAUAUGUAAUAAUGACAAAAUAUGACAAUGUAUUAAUAUUUUUGUAUUUUGAAAACUGUUUAGUUAUAUUUUCGAAAAUAUUCGUGUUUAUACUAUUUAUUUUUCUAAUUGUCGAUGCAUAGUUUCACGCCAAUGCAAUUGUAUGAGUUCUUUACUGCCUUUAAUGAUAAUCCUAAUAAUAUCAACAUUCUUUAGAUGAUUUCAGAUAGAUCAUUUGGAUAUGGUACAAGUAAAGCAGCUCAGCAUAUAGCUGCAAAGAAUACGGCACCUGUAUAUUUCUAUGAAUUUGGCUACAGUGGUAAUUAUUCUUACGCUGGAUUUUUCGAUAAAAAAUCAUAUCCCCGAGGAUCAAAUGUAACUCAUGCCGAUGAAACUAGUUAUGUAUUAAAAGUGAAUGGUUUCUCCGUUUACGACAAUGAAGAAGAUAGAAAGAUGAUCAAAACUAUGGUUAAUAUUUGGGCAACUUUUAUUAAAUCUGGGUAAUUAUCUGACUUUUAUUGUUUGAUACUCUAAUCAAUCAUUGUAAUGAGUAUAAAUGGAAUCUGAUAUUAAGUA